Talaromyces rugulosus is the source of this 696-nucleotide messenger RNA. RefSeq lists its product as uncharacterized. Gene Ontology annotation, biological process: N-acetylglucosamine metabolic process. The record is from RefSeq and is a predicted model, not a curated record. NCBI's taxonomy places the organism in Eukaryota, Fungi, Ascomycota, Eurotiomycetes, Eurotiales, Trichocomaceae. Bases 1 to 696 code for a protein of 231 amino acids. The transcript is spliced from 2 exons. Gene Ontology annotation, cellular component: cytoplasm.
AUGGGCUCCAUUCAAAAUGAGGACCACAUGCAGAAACCGCCGCCAUUCCACCUCACCGAGGUUGACCGUCAGAUCCUUGCCCAGACCGACGACGAGUUUGUGUACCAUGACUGGGAGGAGCUGAGUGGCAUUAUUGCCCGCAAUGACCUCGCUGUCCUCCGCCGCAAACCCUCCGAUCUCCGUCGGUACAUGGCCUGGACAUCCGAAAUCAAGACCACCUACGGCUCCAUCACCAACUACAUUUGCCAAAAGCGCCUAAACUGGACAUCCGCCUCGUCCCCCGACAUCGCCCAAAUAAAAUACAUCAAUCCCACCCCGUUCGCCGACGCGGCUGACUACAGAGUCCUCCGAAACGACUGGCCCUACGGCCUGACCCCGGACAUUAAACACAUCGUAGUCUGGUCCAAAACACCGAUUGCCACAAAGCCCGAGAAUGGCGAUGUGACAGACGAGUCGAGGGCCCUGAUCGAGGCCUUUGUGGACCGCACAUUUGUGUCCAGGUUGCAGAGCGAUCCGGCCUUUGCGGGGUUGGCCAAGGAUGCCAUCCGGGAGCAGAAUAUCCUGUGGUUUAAGAAUUGGGCGGCCCUGCAGAGUGUGAGGAGUCUGGAGCAUUUCCAUUUGCUGGUCAGGGGGAUUCCAGACGAAAUCAUCACCGAGUGGACGAAAGAAGAGAGUGUCGUGCAGGUCAUUCUUUGA